AUGGGAGAUUCAUGGGCAAUGUUUACUGAAGAUAUCGAUUACGAUCAUGCACAGACAUCUAGUCCCCCAGUAGCGGCCACUCGUGACGUUUGGGACGAUGAAACACCAAGCCGCAAUUAUUAUGAAAAUCCUGACAACAAUUCUCCUCCCCUCGCAAAUAUCGAACCACUAAUUCCGGAAUCACCCGAAUUUAAACCUCCCCAAGAAUUUGUUGUGCCUGAAUCUGCUCCGUCUGGGAGAUUUAAUAUGCCUUUCGGUUCUCUACCUCUACAUUCAUAUCAAGAGAAAACUUUAUAUGCUUCGGUAGUUUUCAACUCAUUACGCAAUGAGAUAUUCAAGUUCAAAUCGUCUCUCGAAGUUAAACCUGGAUGUUUCGUCAUCACUGAAGCGGAUCGUGGUUUAGAUAUCGGCAGUAUUGCAUCAAUUAUUCCUUCACCUAAACCCAAAGAUAUGAAGAAUGCUAAGGCAAUACUUCGUAUUGCUACCCCAUCAGAGAUACAAGAAGUUCAAAUGAAGCUUGAUAAAGAAAGAAGGGCAAAGGAAAUAUGUCAACAAAAAGCAAACGAGCUUGGUCUCAAGAUGACAAUCAUCACAACAGAGUUCCAAUUUGAUGGAAAGAAAUUGACAGUAUAUUUCAGUGCAGAUCAAUUCGUUGACUUCCGAAAUCUUGUCAGAUCUUUGUUCAAAUUCUUUGAGACCAGAAUUUGGAUGGUUUGGUACGACGGAAAUGCUCCAGUCAAAGAUGUUCUUGAACAGCGCAAUGCCCAGAUGUAUAGGCGCGACUAA
Trichomonas vaginalis G3 is the source of this 786-nucleotide messenger RNA. RefSeq names its product PSP1 C-terminal conserved region-containing protein. Gene Ontology annotation, cellular component: cytoplasm. The transcript has a single exon. The record is from RefSeq and is a predicted model, not a curated record. Bases 1 to 786 code for a protein of 261 amino acids. Lineage: Eukaryota; Parabasalia; Trichomonadida; Trichomonadidae.